AUGAUUGAGACGUCGACUGAUGGUCAAGCCUCGAUAAUCUCCGUCAAUGAAAUGUCAGUGCUAAUCUCGUUGCAUCCAAAAUCUGGUUAUAACGCACACGCUGAUUUCACUGUGAAAAUUAAAUGUCCAUUGUCCUAUCCAAAAGACUAUCCACAAGUGACUUUCAAGUCACCAAUCUUCCAUCCCAACAUAGACAAUUAUUCGGGCAAUAUUUGUCUAAAUCUUCUCAAUGAAUGGCUUAGCUGUUACAAUCUGCUGGAUGUCGUGAAGUCUAUCCUCUACCUCAUUGAAAAUCCAAAUUUUGAAUCUGUAAACAACUCAUUUGGAUACAUUGAGAAUAGAAACCUGCUGGCAAAGAAGACGAUGCGGGUUUUGGCAGGUUUGCCAGUUAAUGGGGAACGGUUUGCGCCGAACAAGGCAUGGUGUGAGUGGGCAGAGGCCCAUGGAUGCCUUCCAGUUGGUGAGGAAGAGGAUGACGACGAAGAUGAUGUUGGGGGAACGAAUGAAAGCAGGCCGGAGGCGAGUUUCGUGGAUGCCGUGCAAGAAUCAGACAGUGAGCAUGGCAGUAUCCGUAAUGACCUUGCCCCUGCUUACAAAAAAGAUGACAAUGAAGACUUUAAUUAUGGUGCAGCCGUGUUCGACGAAAAUGUUCUGUCAUUUGCAAAUAUGCGAUUCUCCGUUGAUUCAGAGAACGACUCACAAGUUUCACCGCCCUUUGAACGCGAAUACACACUUGGAUACAUUGAGACUCAACGCAUUCUUAUUUGGCAUCCUGGAUGUAGUCCCAAUGCCAAUAUCCCCUCGGUUUUCUACUUCUGUGAGCCCCUCGGUGAUGAUUCUUAUUGGAUGGAGUUUGAAGAUCUUUACAACAUGCUUUUGACAGGCGAUGUGUUGCACUCGAUGCAAAGUCAUCCUGAAUCAAGACAAGCAUCAAGUCUAUGUCCGUGGUACGAUUUCUUUCAGCCUGAGCACUAUUCCUAUCAGUCGCACACCAAUUCCGUCUCCGACCUAGCCGUCUUCUUUUCUGAAAAAAAUGUUAACGAGGCCCAUACUGACCGACGACUUUUGUCCGUGGUCUCAUGUAGACGGAGGAGGAAUUUGGGGCAUCUUGGGUGGGCUGUUUUGUGA
Molecule: messenger RNA, 1128 nt
Organism: Mesocestoides corti
Lineage: Eukaryota; Metazoa; Platyhelminthes; Cestoda; Cyclophyllidea; Mesocestoididae
Source: the annotation of a GenBank genome assembly